Messenger RNA from Durio zibethinus, 699 nucleotides. Its product is annotated as protein NDR1-like. Gene Ontology annotation, biological process: defense response to other organism. Gene Ontology annotation, cellular component: plasma membrane; plasmodesma. The record is from RefSeq and is a predicted model, not a curated record. Lineage: Eukaryota; Viridiplantae; Streptophyta; Magnoliopsida; Malvales; Malvaceae.
UAAUGUGCGAAACCAAAAACUUCUACUUAUGGCUUCUCCAGAUCGUUGGCCUGUUGGGCCUUCUUGCUCUUUGUCUAUGGCUAGCCUUGCGUCCCAAAAGUCCCGACUAUACUAUCGUGAAUUUUUCUGUGCCUGCGGCAAAUGAUAACAAUGCAUCUGGUCAUGGGAUCAUCCAAUAUGAACUUGAUAUCAAAAAUCCAAACGAAGACUCAGGUAUCUACUAUGAUGAUAUCUUCCUGAUCUUUUAUCAUGGGUCAGAUACAGUAGGGAAGAAUACUAUCCCUUCAUUUUAUCAAGGGAAGGAUAGAAAUCGUCAAGUUGUUGACCAUGUGGAUGUUGACACCCGCCUUUGGACAGCUCUUCGCAAUGCAAUACUGAAUGCAACAGCUGAAUUAAAGGUCGUUUUAUCAACUAAGAUCAAAUAUAAAACAUGGGGCAUAAAAAGUAAGCACCAUGGCAUACACAGGGAAGGGAAGAUACCGAUUGGUAAAGAUGGCAAGAUAGCAAACAAGAAGAAGAAAAUUAAACUUCGACAUGCCUCCAAAAAAUGGAAACUAAGGGCUACUCGAUUUCUCUGAAGUAUAUAUUGUUAAUACCUUACCCUGGUCAUCUUUAUUUAUCUAUUGCGGUAAUUUCUCACUUUUCUUUGUUUUGUAUAUAUUUAUUAGUUUUUGAGCACAGAAAAUGAAUUUCAUAAGU